GGGAGCUAGAGUAGAAGAUGUUUGGUUUGAAAUCUGCCUUUAUUUGACCUUUCUUUAACAGUUCUUGCAGACAAUCUCAAAGUGGUGUGAAGAAUUUGAGAAAAGGUUUGAAGCCUCGGGAGUAUUAGCAGUCUGGUGAAAGUAGGUCACGAUACACCAAAACUACAAAGUACAAGCAUUUGUACAAGGAAGUGUAAAGAACUGUAAGAUGAGGCUGCCAAAGUCACAAGUUUGCCCGUUUAGCAGUAGCAGUCAUGUCUAGUUUAUCUACAUGUAGAUGGUGAGAAUACACUGAGGUUGCAUUCGCUUGAAUGCAACUUAUUGAUAGGCAACAUGGAUACCGAUUACAGCUGGCUGUUCCCAAAGGGCCGCUUCUCCUAUCAGGCUAAGAUGCUGGAAACGCAGCUUCUCUAUUCCAGAAGCCUUGAUGUGCCUCAGGAGAUGACGGUCUCAUCAUCAAGGAGCCACAAGGAAUUUCCAAAUCACUCCUUGAUGGCGAUAGCUAAGAGAGAGCUGUACCGACUAGCCAACGAUGAAAUGGUAACGUCCCCGAAGCAAACCCUUUCAAGAGACAAGAAUUACGAAUUUCCAAACCCUGACAUUGCACCAGCACCCUUAAUAGCCAGAGAUCAUCAGCUCACCAGUUUGAAGCAAGAUCUAGUGAUGAAGGAGCGAGAGGCAUCUAAGACAUUGCUGACCCUUCAGAAGGAAUCAAUGGAGAGGCUCAAAAUAGAGGGGGAGAAUGGGAAGUUGGGAAAGCAACUGGAGCAGACAUUGGAGCAGAUUGGGCAAUUAAAAUCUAGGCUCCACCUGAAAGAUGAAGAGCUUGCUUCAAAGGAGAGGACUAUUUCGCAGCUGAAUAACUAUCUCCAAGAUACAGCAGACAAACAGACCAAGGCUCGAGGAGUUCUUAAGGACUACAUGGAGGAGCUGAUGGAGCGGGCGGAGACGGCAGAGAGUGAGAUGGAGACCCUGAAGAGGUCUUUCCGAGGAGCAACUCCAGCGCCGAGAUGUUUGCAGAGGGCUUCCUCACAGUCGGAUUGGAAACUGGAUAACGGGGACUAUGAUAGACAUACUGGCAACAAAUAUGAGUAUAACCCUUCCAGCAGACCACACCCAAACGGACUGCAAUCAUCCCGAACAGAUACCUGGCCUUCCCUGCAGAGUCACCAUCCAUCUUCGAAUUCUCCAAGACCCGAGCUUCCUGAAGAGGUACAAAGACAAAAACGGAGCUCUCCAUACAGCGUCCAACCUAACCAACUCGGUAAUCCUUCCUUACAAAGGACCGUCCUCAACACACCAAAAAGUCUUCAUGUGGAUUCUGGUGUGGACUCAUAUAGCACAGGGAACUGUAGAAGUGAUGAUCUAAGAAGAGAGUCACAGACGCGCAAUCUCAUUCCUACCUCGUACAUGAAUGGGAAGUCACCAUCUGAAGAUCCAAGAGAGCAGCUGAGUGGCCAAUUUCAUCUUCCUUUGGAUAAAUUUCGGAGUGGCGUAAGUUUGUCGUCAUCCUUGGUGGAUAUGCCUGGAAGGUAUAGAAGUAGAGACAGUUUAGUUCAUGAGCCGGUUAUUCAGCCGUCAGCGAAUGCCAGUCUACAAGAGUUAAACCCCUCCCACAACAGAAACAGUGGUCCCAUAAGUGACAGACCGUGGGACCUGAAUUUCCUGAAUGGCGUCAUGGCAGAUGUGCUGGAAAAGCGAGAGUUUCAGAACCAUCCGCCAGUGAACAAGUCCAACAGAGGAACCAUUGAAAGGGGCCAAUCAAAUAGCGGCUUCCUUCACGCCAGCCAAUUGCGUUCUUCGGCUCAAGGAUACAAAUCAAUGGAGGAUGCUCAUUGGUCAAGUAGUGAUUAUGAUGAGGAUGAGGAGACAGAGUUAGAUUCUGAGGUUGACCAAUCAACGAUGAGGAAAACCAGGCAAUCGGAAAGUUUUGACUUCAGUACGAUCACGCCAGAACAGCGUCACCGUAUGAAGACGGUUUGGCUGUGCGUUUUCAAUCAUCUUAACACAGAGACACUCCUUAUCUGUGCGCAAGUGUGUCGCGAUUGGAGAACACUCACAAAACAUCCCUCGUUGUGGCGGACAGUACGACUCUCAAACCAGAAAAUUUCAUCCAAGUUCUUGCAGACAAUCUCAAAGUGGUGUGAAGAAUUGGAGAACUUGUAUCUGGAAGGUUUGAAGCCUCGGAGUAAACAGUCUGGUGAAAGUAGGGCACGAUACACCAAGACCACAAGGGGUAGUCUGGAGCCGGGAUUGGAGUACAUAUUUCUGACUGCGGGAACCAAACUACGGACUCUCAAGAUAGUGGACUGUUCAAACAUUCUUACUGAAAGAAGCCUUUUUCUUGCUAGUUGCUACUGCCGUAGUCUCUACAGUUUGACCUUCAUCAGCCAGACUGACCCCAUAGGUCAUGAAGUCAUAUGGGCCCUGGGAGCAGGGUGCAGGAACAUUGCUUCCCUUAAGAUACCGCCCCGUCAGCCAUGUCAACAACAACAACGUCUUAGCAACCACUGCCUGCAGAUGAUUGGACGUUGCUGGCCGCUGCUUUUAGCGCUGAGUGUCGGGGGCAGGAGUAUCGAUGAGCAUGGACUUGUCUCUAUUGCACGGAACUGCCCAAGGUUGCAAGUUCUAGAAUUGGACCAUCUGCCAGAGGUCACAGAGGUCAUCGCCAUAGCAAUGUGUCAAGCUGGACUACGUGGGUUACAUACUCUGAUCCUAAGAAACACUUUAAUCUCCCCUGCUGCAAUCCUACAAUUCAACGGUGCCUGCCCUCAACUCAAGGCAAUCUCAGUGUAUUUAAAUCCAAACUGUUGCCAUGGUGACAACCGUGAAUUCCACAACGUGGUUGCACAACUCCGGACACUGACCAAGAAGCGUGUUCUAAGCGAUGUUCUCCAUGUGUUUGCUAAGUAUAACUGAGGACCAGGAGUGUGAUUUUCAGGAAGGUCGCCGAUAACAGGUUUUUCCGUUGAUAUAUCUCAGCUUUCAGAUGUUGUUGAAAGAAGCUUCACCUGUCCGUGGUUUAGUAUGACGGGAUGGUUCCAAGCAUGUAAGGUGAAAAAAACUUUGUUUUUAGUUGGUGCUUUUUAGCAGCCACUUGUUAUGACCAAACUUUCAUAUAUUUAUGUUGAAAUAAUGCAGAGAGUCUGUAAAUCUCUCAAACAUGUCAAAUGUAAUGUCCUGUAAAUUCUGAGAGAUUCAUUUCCACACCGAGAAGAAAUAGUAAAUCUUCACGAUUUGCAUACAGCUGUGAAGAUGUUUUUUGCUAGAAAUGAUCUAAACCAUUUGUUUCGAGUCCACAAAGCUCUAGUUUACAGAAGUUUGUCCAUAUUAUAGUCGGUGCUUUGUAGUUUAACCACAGAAUAUAAUAGUUUUCUAUGCAGGAAUUUAUGUUCACUUGCGUGGUCUUGUUUUUGUUUUUACACUGUUGAUGUAUGAAUUGUGUAUUUUAUUUUCAAAUAACUUUGUUGAUGAAUAUUUAAGUCAAUAUUUUAGAUAUUAAAAAAAUAGUCUUAUUUAUAAAAUACUACCUUGUUGGGACAUAUAUUAAUCAAAAUUAUUUAAAAUCAUUCCUGCCAAUGUACGAUUUUUGCAAGAAUAUAUAAAUGUAUGAUCAAAUUGAUUUAUAUUAAUAAGAGAAUGAACAACUAUCAAAAAUUAUAUAUUUAAAAGAUUUAAUUUGUAUAUGUUGCACAUAGUAACAAUUUUCUUGAAGUGUACACAGUUGAAUGGAUUUAUAUUUUUGUGUUCCGAUUACUUUAAAACAUAUUUUGUGGUUUUAAUUUAUGUUGUACCCCAUAAGUUAACUCUCCUUUUCGACUAAAAAAUGUAUAAAAAUCUAAUCUUACAAAACUGUCAUUAAAUUAACCCAUCCGUGGGGUUCGAUGUAUUUAAUCAGCAUCUCAAAAUAGGGUGGCCAAUGGUCAACAUGCUAUAAUUAUGAACAACAAAUAGGCCAUCCAAAUUGCCCGAGUAGCACUAAUAAAUUGGUAUAAGUGACAAUAAGAAACUCAUCUGAAGUUAACAUAAACCUUGUUUUACAUUCUGAGAAGAUGUUAGUUAUUUCGUUGGCUGCACCUACAGUCCUCUGAUAAUAAAGUCUAACUCGAUGCUUCCAUAAA
Asterias rubens (European starfish) is the source of this 4121-nucleotide messenger RNA. RefSeq lists its product as uncharacterized. The record is from RefSeq and is a predicted model, not a curated record. NCBI's taxonomy places the organism in Eukaryota, Metazoa, Echinodermata, Asteroidea, Forcipulatida, Asteriidae. The coding region runs from base 334 to 2919 and encodes 861 amino acids. The transcript is spliced from 12 exons. Gene Ontology annotation, molecular function: protein binding.